AUGCCACCAUUUCUCCCUCGCAAGAGGCUGAAUUCCACGCCACCCGCCUCUGCUCGAUCGUCUCCGAUCAAAAAGGCAAAACUAGCAGAUGUGUUGGACGCCGAGUCAAGGAAUACCCCUGGCAAAUAUCAGAUAACAACCUUCUCUCUUGGGAGCGACGAAUCCGACUCCUCAUUGAGUGACAUCGACAAUGACAAGUUUGAAGACGUCCUCGAACCCGAGAAAGCCAAGAUCUUCGCAGCCGAUGCGCAAGAUGACCAGGAUGACGAUGAAGAAGAUGUUGAAUGGGAGGAUGCGGGUACAAAACCACAAGAGACUGCAUCUUCGCGGGCACAUCUUGCAGAUGGGCCAAUUGAGUUGAUUUUUCGCAAAGAUGAUAAUGAGGUUGAUUAUGGGGCGGCCGCUGCUGCUACCUCUGGAAAGAAAGGCCCAACAAAGCGAGAGAAGGAGGCUCGAGUUCGGACACAUCAACUGCACGUCCAGUUCCUCCUGUGGCAUAAUUCAAUCCGCAAUAGAUGGAUCUCAGACCAGCAUGUUCAACAGACACUGGUCCAGCAACUACCUCCACAAAUCAGCAAGGAAAUAGAUAAGUGGAAGAGAGCAAGUGGCUUGCCACCGGCCGAUACACCUACAAAAACGUCUCAGACCAAGGACAAAAAGCGUGGAAAGCAGAAGAAGCCAGAUCCUAGGAUUGAGCGUGACUGGGGAAGACCAAGCCAACGAAUGGAAGUUGGGAGAGCAGACAUGAGCCAUGGUGAUCCUAUCAUACCUCUGAUGAAAGUUCUCGCGGCUUACUGGAAGAAGAGGUUCGCCAUUAUUGCUCCAGGCCUCCGAAAACGGGGUUACGGCACAAAGCAGGCUCUGAAGCAGGCCAUCUAUUCCUUUAGAAAUGACGAACAUGACCCGGAAGAGCAUGGUGAGAGGAUCAGAAACAUCAUCGAAUUUCGAGAAGCCGCCAAAAAGUGUGAAGGGUCUAGGGAUGUUGGAGCACAGCUUUUCACCGCUCUCCUCAGGGCCAUUGGGAUUGAGUCAAGACUCGUGGCAAGCCUACAGCCCAGUGGAUUUGGUUGGACGAAAGCCGAGCAGAUGUCGCCACGAAAGCCAGCCCAACCCAUUGACUCUGACACGUCUUCUGACGAUUCUGACGAAGAAGAAUCGAAAUCCAUAUCCGAGAUUGCCAAUUCAAGGCCUGCUUCAAGAUCAAGACCUGUCCCAAAAUCCAGGAAGAAUACUGGAUCAGCUAUCGAUCCUGUCAAGUUGGACUUGGAUACCGAGGACGAUAAAGAUGAUGCCUCGCUUAUCGACAUAACACCCUCGAUGCCGAGGAGGCGCUCGCAAAAAUAUGACCGAGACAACCCAUUCCCAAUCUAUUGGACUGAAGCGAUUUCUCCAGUCACGAAUAAGGUCCUACCAGUAUCACCACUGAUACUCACCUCACCAGUGGCGGCGACCCCGGAUGUCCUGUAUGCAUUCGAACCUCGUGGAGCCAAAGCUGAAAAGACGAAGACAGUCAUCGCUUACGUUGUUGCUUACUCUUCGGAUGGUACAGCGAAGGAUGUUACGGUCAGAUACCUCAAGAAUAGGAUUUGGCCCGGCAAGACCAAAGGAUUUCGUUUCCCUGUGGAGAAAAUCCCAAUUUACACUAAACAUGGCAAGAUCAAGCGCUAUGAAGACUACGAUUGGUUUAAACGAGUAAUGAGUGGCUACAGAAGACCAGACCUUUUGCGAACAGCUGUAGACGACGUGGAGGAUGCAUCUGACCUGGUUCCCCAACUGCCUCCAAAGAAAGAGGUGAAGGAUGAGGUUGACACCUUGCAGAGUUUGAAGGCUUCGGCUGACUACGUUUUGGAGCGUUUCCUAAGACGCGAGGAAGCUCUGCGACCUGGUGUCAAACCUGUCAGGACCUUUGUUUCAGGCAAAGGAGACAAUAUGAAGGAAGAGCCUGUGUUCCGUCGUAGUGACGUUGAGAGAUGUCUGACUGCCGAAUCCUGGCACAAGGAAGGCCGUCGGCCAAAAUCUGGCGAAGCUCCGUUGAAGCUGGUACCUGUUCGUGCAGUUACAUUAACUAGAAAACGAGAGGCCGAAGAACAUGAGAGACAGACAGGACAAAAGCAGAUGCAAGGUUUGUAUUCCUGGGAUCAGACCGAGUACAUCAUACCCCCUCCAAUUAAGAAUGGCAUCAUCCCAAAGAACAGCUAUGGCAAUAUUGACUGUUUCGUGCCGAGCAUGGUGCCAAAGGGAGCCGUUCACGUCCCUUUGCGGGCAAGUGUCCGAAUCUGCAAAAAGCUGGAUAUCGAUUUCGCCGAGGCUGUCACCGGGUUUGAAUUCGGCAACAAAAGAGCUGUACCGAUCUGUACAGGUGUGGUAGUCGCCAAAGAGAACGAGAGGCUGCUCAUAGACGCGUGGACAAAGUUCAACGAAGAACAGAGGAAGAAAGAAGAGACUAAAAUGGAGAAACUCGUGCUGGACCUGUGGCGCAAAUUCAUCAUGGGUCUAAGAAUUCGAGAGCAGGUCCAUGAUGCUUAUGGUGAUGGAACCGAACUGCCGGCUCUCACCCAAGGCAUGAGUAGAGAUCUGCCGAUUGCUCUCGAUGACGAUGAUAAAGUCAACAAUAUGAGAGGCGUAAAUCGACCUUUCGCGGAGGAGGACAGUUUCGGCGGAGGCUUUCUCCUCGAUGAUGAAGAUCAGCCAAUUCCUGAAGACCUCGAAAUGUUUUAUCACGAUGCACCGCCCGACGUGACGGCGAAGUCCAAAGACAAAGAACGAGCGCUUGAUAAAUACGAGUAUCCCACUCCAUCCUCUGUAUCGCCGCUAAAGCCAGGUAUGCGUCGGCAGAGGAAGUCUUUACUUAGAGAAUCAUGCGAAAGCGAGGGUGAAACCUCAGAGCUGUCUUCUGUGCCCAGUGCUUCUGAGAUGGAAGAAGACAUGGCAGAGCUCGCUGAAGACGGCUCAAAUGGUGUUGAAGGUCUCCGUCCCCAAUUAACCGCUACAAAGCACCCGAGGAGUAGAAUCGAAGUGGUGAUACCUAGUGCAAAGCGUCGAAGCAAUAGAUUUCAACCUACCAUCGCGACUCAAUCCAGAGAUGAAUCUAAUGAGCAACAGAAAACUGAGUCCGAGCCCGAGCUGUCUUCCGAUAAUGACCCAGGCAGUGAAGACGACUACCAACCCCCCACCAACGCAUCUUUGCGAAAAAUAUCCAAGAAAGCUCCUGCCAGAGGGAGCGCGAGAAGCGUGAGAAAGGAUACUAGCACAGGUGGUGCCAAGUCCGAGGUAGUCGACUCACUAGACGGGGACAUGGACGACAAUAACGAGCAUGAGAUCGUUACCUCCCAGCGCACGCGCACGCCUCGCCGCGGCUUAAGGCGAGAUAGCAUAAUUGUGACAAGUCCCUAUUUCAAAGUGAGAUGA
This is a messenger RNA of Exophiala aquamarina CBS 119918, 3408 nucleotides long. RefSeq lists its product as uncharacterized. Lineage: Eukaryota; Fungi; Ascomycota; Eurotiomycetes; Chaetothyriales; Herpotrichiellaceae. Gene Ontology annotation, cellular component: cytoplasm; nucleus; XPC complex. Gene Ontology annotation, biological process: mismatch repair; nucleotide-excision repair. The coding region runs from base 1 to 3408 and encodes 1135 amino acids. The transcript has a single exon. The record is from RefSeq and is a predicted model, not a curated record. Gene Ontology annotation, molecular function: single-stranded DNA binding; damaged DNA binding.